Molecule: messenger RNA, 6022 nt
Organism: Bemisia tabaci
Lineage: Eukaryota; Metazoa; Arthropoda; Insecta; Hemiptera; Aleyrodidae
Product: transmembrane serine protease filzig
Biological process (GO): proteolysis
Molecular function (GO): serine-type endopeptidase activity
Source: RefSeq, a predicted model, not a curated record
CUCGGUCCGCGCCUGCGCCGAGCAGUAAGUUAGUAGGCCAGGAAGGUAUUUACUGAGUCGACCCUCAGUGCGCCACGCCGCGUCGCGAAGAUUUUUUCAACCGAGUCCAGUGCACUUUUUUCCCUCCCAGUUGUGUGUUCGCGCGGUUUUUUGCCCCCCUCGCAUUUCGCUCUUAUACGUUACGUCGCGUGCUCGAGUCGAUUCUUACAGUGCAAAGUGAGUGCAAGUGUUCGAAAUCCGCGAACUGAUAACGAUUGACAGUGUGUGUGUGAUUUUUUUUUUCUUUUUCGUGUAUCCUUUCCGAGAGCCGGCUUGACGCUCGACGGAUCGACACAAAAUGAAAAUAACUUACAGGACAUACUGUAAAUUUAAGCAGUGAAAGAUAGCAACGAGGUCCUGUCGUUUUUGCUAUCCUCGCGUUAAAGUCUCUCGGUGAUGCAGUUCCGGUUUCUUUGAUUGUGCUGAACUAGCUUCAGCGAGCGAUUUCUCUGGAUUAAAACCGAUUUAUCUUCGCCCCGGAUUUCCCAUCUAACUAAAAAUUGUGUACUGGGACAGAAUAUCUUACUUUGAUGCUAAGCAUUCAAGGACGUUUCAGCUUUUUUACGGAAACCGGAUGUGGGAAGGACAAUGCUAGAUCGGUUAGUUGCGUUGCAGCUACUACUAUGCUAUUGGUUAGCUACUGUAUUACCGCCUCCCAGUAUUUUUGGUUACGCAAGCACACUCAGUCCCGACCAAAGUUACAACCUCCACCAAAGUCUCGCCAAAGGGCGUAAAUUUGGAGGGUAUAGAAUAGUGCCAAGAUCAUGCAAAGACUUAACGACCGCCAACAAAGCCACUUCCGGCGUGUGCAUGUUCAACUACGAAUGUACUCAAAAAGGCGGAAGCGUAGUCGGCGCCUGCAUGGACGGCUUCCUCUUCGGUGCCUGUUGCCGGCUCCCGCCGGGCACCGUCAUGCCCACCCUAGGUUUACCAUCUUCCUCUGCCAAACCCAUCGCCUUCUCGCAAACGGACAAGACAGUCACCGUCCAGAAGCCGAUCAACUUCCACCCGGCAGCCGAAACGAUCCUCCUCCACAAGAACGGCUCCAUAGUGGAUAACCUGUACAGUCCCGAAGAGCUCGGCUUCCACACGAAGCCGCAGCUGGUUUCGCUACCGCCCACUACGUUAGUCAAUAUGUUAAAUUCCAUACCAAAGAUUAAGCUACCAAACCGGACGCCCUCGUCCUCCUCGUCUGACGUCUUCAACACGACGCCGAAGAACGCCGAGACGCACGAGGAGUACUCGACGUUCGACGCCGCGCCGACGCAGCACUUCGACGUCGGGUCCUCCGUUACGGAGCUCAAAGUGUCAGCGGCGCCGCUAUCUACGAACAACAUCAACGGCGUGUCCUUGUCGAAGAACACCCCGACGCCGACAUCGAAAGCCACUCAGAAGACCGAGUCCACCUCGGUGCGGAGUACGGCCCCCUACCACUCCUACCAAAGCACGACCCCCGCCUACACGGUGACCGACGAUAACCUCAUCCUCGUCCCAACUCUCACCGCCGACGACAAAAACAAGCACGAGUCCAUCAACCAUAUCAUCACUAUCCUCAACGAUACAAACGCUGAGCCGGUCCCGGAGCCCUUCUCGCAGUCGCAAUCCUCGACGCAGUCCCUCUACACGUGGGUGUCCAUCGAGGAGAAGCCGGAAAAGACAGCACAACCCACGACGUCCUCGUACUUCUCGACGUUGAAGUCGACGUCAAGCCCGCGGCCAUCCACCGGUCACUACUACCAUGAUACAAGCCACGGGCACCAGACGUACUCCGUGUACGGUAACACACACGCCGUGACCCGGCCGACCUCCACGAUCCACCAUAUCCCAGGACCGUCGUUCCAGGUUACUCCCGAGGUGAGCAUCACCCCCAAGCCCCAGAUCGGGACGUCCGCCGCCACGGAACCGGUCCCCACGGUCAUCGUCCUCGGCUCGCUCAACGGCGGCAAGCCGAGCAAGAAGCCGGGUGAGAUCUUGUACUCGUCGUUGGGGACGACGACGCAUUCGGUGAAGCGACCAGGCGAGUUGAUCCUCACCGGGAACCCGAACGUCGUGACCGGUCGUCCGCCGACCGGGAUCAUCAUCACCGCGAGACCCCAACAACAACAGCAGCAGCAGAGCAGCUACGGAACGGCGUCCGUCUACUCGCAGCCGAUCACGACGACGCUCGCCUCCAAACCGGUUUACCACGAGCCGGUCUCCACGAGCCACCCGUACACCUCGACGACGGAGAAGCUCCAGGACCUGAAGCCGCCCUCGAGACCGGCCACCAAGCCCACCGCCGACAAGUCGCCAUCUUACGUGCCAUCCCACAACCUAUUCUCAACUGCCAAACCCUUGCUGAACAAAGACGGAUACGUCCAGGCUAGCCGGCCGACGACGCUGAAGCCGCAGUCGAAGCCCAUCUUCACGACCGCGAAACCGGUUCCUCCGCCCAUCCCCUCCACGUUCGAGCCCUACGUCACCAUCGGACCCGAGGCCAUAGUCCCAGACGAGCUGGACCCCGUCACCGAGGAAAACACCUACAUCUCCGUCAAGCCGUUUUACCCCUACCCCUCGACGCUCCAGGACGCCUUCAUCAACUCCACCGAGGACCUAAUCGCUUUCCCGCCCGUUCGAGACCCCAACCACAACAUCUCCACCACCCAAGGCGAGAAGCCACUCUUGACAGCAACGACGACCUUCGUCGAGUACGGCGAUGAAGACAUCGGUGGCGCUACUCCUCAAUUCGUCGUCGACGAGAACCUCGACAACAAGGUUCACAGCUUCGUGGAGAAGAUCGUCCAAUCGCUCCAGGGCAACUUCGAGGACCUGGAGAAGGUUCUAAUCACCGGUGUGUCCCGACCCAACGUCACGCUGAGCAACGAGAUCGUCACGACGACGAAGAAGCCGAAGCCGUCGAAGGUGACGACCAAACGGCCGACGACGAACAAGAAGCCGACGAAGCGGCCGUCGAAACCGACGUCAACGCUCUCCGGGUCAAAGCCCUUGGUGACGCGACCUCCACGACCGACGACGACGGAGAUUUCAAAGCCGAUCAUCAUCACGACUAGUCCGAGUCCGACGAUAACGACGCCGAGUUUGUUCCAACCCUCCGUCGAGCCGGACGAGUAUUCCACCCUCUCGCCGACCAAGCGCCCUACGAAGAAGCCCUACCAACCACCCCUAGCGCCCGUCUCUUCGACGACCCUGACGAUUGAGAACGUCAUCGGAGGCGGGGAGGAGGAGAAUGACCUCUACUCGUCCACUGAAAAGCCCCCCGUGGAACCUGAUUAUAGACGAGAAUGUGGAGUCAGACCUUUGGUGAAGAAAAAUGGCCGAAUUGUUGGAGGUAAAGGAUCAACAUUUGGAGAAUGGCCAUGGCAAGUGCUGGUACGAGAGGCGACAUGGCUCGGACUUUUCACGAAGAACAAAUGUGGAGGAGUUCUCAUAACACAGCGACAUGUCAUCACAGCUGCUCAUUGCCAACCCGGGUUUUUGGCGAAUCUGGUGGCGGUGUUCGGGGAGUACGACAUCAGCGGUGAGCUGGAAUCCAAGCGGAGCGUGAGCAAAAACGUGCGUCGGGUGAUCGUGCACCGGCAGUACGACGCGGCCACUUUCGAGAACGACAUCGCCCUCCUCGAGCUGGAGUCGCCCAUCACCUUCGACGCCCACAUCGUCCCUAUCUGCAUGCCCAGGGACGACGAGGACUUCACCGGCAAAAUCGCCACCGUCACCGGCUGGGGUCGCCUUAAAUACGGCGGAGGUGUACCAAGCGUCCUACAAGAAGUCCAGGUACCUGUUAUUGAAAACAACGUAUGUCAAGAGAUGUUCCACACAGCCGGCCACGCGAAAACUAUCCUGAGCAGCUUUUUGUGCGCGGGCUAUGCCAACGGACAGCGAGACUCUUGUGAAGGUGACAGCGGUGGUCCGUUGAUGAUCGAACGAGAGGAUGGUCAUUGGGUCUUAGCGGGAACCGUUUCACACGGAAUUAAGUGUGCGGCACCAUACCUCCCCGGUGUUUACAUGCGAACGACUUACUACAAACCGUGGCUCCAAACUAUCACCGGUGUCGCAUGAGGUGGCUUUGAACUACUUUCUUGACCAAUUGUGACGCAAGGCUUUUGAAUCAGAUGCCCAUAUUUUAUAAUGCAGUCGAAAAAACUUUUUCAGUGACUUUCCUUACUGCCUCAACAGGAAUCUGUUUUAGACUAUUAUCUGACGACUCAAAACCAAUUAAGUUUGCCACUCUGCGAAAAUCAACUCGGCUUUUUUUAAAAAAAAACUCAUCAUUGCCAUCAGCAUUCAUCAGCAAUGAGAUUAUGCUUCUUCAAUUGCUUACAAUAAUCUUGCAGCAAUUUGGUGGAAGGCUUUUGAAGCCAUUUGAUAUUUGAAUGAAUGAAACAGCUAUCAUGGGUGAAGAAUUGGAAGGACUUAAUUUUAUUGAAAUUUGCGGGAGUUUGAAGUUUGAUAGGUACUUGGAAAAAAAUAAUAUUUAAAAUGUUUGUCCUGAGCUCCUUAUAAGACCAUUCAGAAAGCCAUGGAUUGUUUCAAAUUUGUUUAAGAUUCAUCUGGAAGAAAAGGAUUAGUGACUAAUUUUGAAUGCUCACUUUGAACGCUCAGUGAAGCCUUAUAGAAAAAUUAUACCAAAAAUAUUAGUUUUGAUGAUUUUUCAUUGUUGAUAUUAUGUAGAUAGUUAAGUUUUUCCCGUGUAAAAAUGUUUAGUAAAUGUUGAAAUUCUAUUAGAUGAAUGGAUUUAUAAAUAAAAUCGAUGUCAAUAUAUUUUUGAUAGUGGUACAAAUGAAUUUGUAUACAAAUUGUAAAUAUGUGUUCAUAAAGUUCCAAAUUUGUAAUUUUUGAUAUCGAAAAAACGCGUGGAUUAAAUUUUAAAAUAACAUGAAGUACCUACUUGAAGAAUAAAACUUUUUUCAAAGUUACAACAACCCGCGUGAAAGUUAUACUUUACAAAAAGUAAUAAAAAGAGUAAGUUAAAUUAACUGUAAAUUUAAAGUACGUAAAAAAUAAAUUAAACAACACGAUGUAGUGUUUUAGGUAAGAGUUAUUUUUGUGCCACUUAAUAUUUUUUUCUUUUUUUAUGUUAUAUUAAAUUUUUAAUGUCUAUAAUUUAUGACUCCAAUUGAACAAUUGAUAUGAAAAACACCUCCGCAACAAAUGGACACAGCUAUACUUUUAUAACAAACAAGUUUUCAUAUUUAUUUAUUUAUUAAUGUCACAUAUUUAUUUUUAACUUUUAACGAUUUGCAAAUAUCUUCUCUUACUCUUUACUUAAUAAUAUGGAAUCAUAUUCGAAGAAAAUUAUUACUUUGUUCAUUGUUUUUCGUUCAUUCAACUCGUUGUUUUGUUAUUUUUUCAUUAAAAUUCCUCAAUUUCAAUUCUGCUCAAAGAUGUCCGGGUGGAUUUCAAUUGAUUCGGACGACCUGAUUCUCACCAGAAAUGUUAUAGCUACCAAUCAACCAAAACUACAUUUACCAUAUUGUAGGAUGUUUUUGUACAUCUACAAUUCAAAUUUUAUACUGAAUCCACGAUCGAGUUUCAUUAGCGUUAUUCGCAUAUAUCUCGCUCAGUUUCAUUGAACGAAGUUGCGAGGGGCACCAUUGGUCACCUCUAAGCCAAGCAUGUAUCAAUAAAAGCAUGACACAACAUGUUAUAUGCAGAUUUUGAUCCAUGAAACUCAUCAAUCAUGAUUUUAAUACUUUCAAAACAAGAUACCGCUGGAUCAGUGAUUCGAAUUAAAUCAGUUUACCCCUUAUCCCUUUCGCCCUUGUUUUCUAUCCAGGUUUCUCUUUCAAAUGGUUCAUUCUUGUUGUUGUUAUUAUGUGUGUAUAUUAUUCCUGUGAUAUUAUCAUAUUUAUUUCACUUGUUCCAGUACAUGUUGAAAAAAAAAUUAACAUUCAACGAUUGAAAUAAAUGUUUGUGCAUAUUUUAUCCCUUUCUUUGUGUAUCAACAAUUACAAAAUAAAUCAAGACGUUAGACCGACAAAUAUAA